Cynoglossus semilaevis (tongue sole) is the source of this 832-nucleotide messenger RNA. Its product is annotated as protein C19orf12 homolog. The coding region runs from base 234 to 659 and encodes 141 amino acids. NCBI's taxonomy places the organism in Eukaryota, Metazoa, Chordata, Actinopteri, Pleuronectiformes, Cynoglossidae. The transcript is spliced from 3 exons. The record is from RefSeq and is a predicted model, not a curated record.
UCCUAUGGGGGAAUGGGCGGUGUUUGGGCUUUUUCAGCAGAGGGCAGUGUACGAAAACGGAUGUAGUAGAGGAAGAACUCAGGAAGCUUGACAAAAUGGGAAAGCGUUGGAGGCAAACUUUUUACUUUAGCAGUGUUUAAGGGCGACGUUGGCGUUAACCCGAAAGACAAAAAUCGCUGAAAGUGAAGGACACUGCAGUUCGGACCUGAGCGUCCAACGUCCUAUCAAUUGACAUGGCUUCACGGAUAAACGAUGUCAUGAACCUUUGCUGUAAAUUGUCAGCACACGAACAGAUCAAGGUUGCAAUAAAAAACUCCACCAAAGGAGCAGUGGUGGCAGGAGGAUGUGCAUUCUUAGGUGGAGUGUGUGCUGGACCGGCAGGGAUCGCUGUUGGCGGAGCUCUAGGUGGGCUGAUGGGUAGCUGGCUAACUCGCGGUCAGUUUAGACCUCUGCCGGAGCUCUUGAUGGAGAUGUCAGCCAAUCAAAAACAGCAACUCUAUGAUGAGGUUGUAAAUGUGUUAAGUGGACUGGACUGGAUGGAUGCUGCCCAGCUCAUCGCCCUGGUGAUGGGCAAUAGCACACUGCAGCAUCAGGUGAUUGCUACACUGCUCAACUACGUCACUAAAGAACUGAGAGCUGAUGUCCAGUACCAGGUGUGAUAGAAUGAACAGUCGGAAAGGUAAAAAAAAACUUCAGUGCUUCAAAAACUGUUGUUUCCCAUUUGUAUUUAUUCGAUUAACAAUCUAUUGUCAUUACCUGGAUAAUUGACUGAUUAUUUACUUAUGUGUAUAAGAUGUUGACAAAUAUAUAAUUAAAGGUGAAGUAACACAAA